Molecule: messenger RNA, 849 nt
Organism: Penicillium antarcticum
Lineage: Eukaryota; Fungi; Ascomycota; Eurotiomycetes; Eurotiales; Aspergillaceae
Gene: cbfA
Exons: 3
Coding region: 1-849 (282 amino acids)
Biological process (GO): heterochromatin formation; leading strand elongation; DNA damage response
Cellular component (GO): CHRAC; epsilon DNA polymerase complex
Molecular function (GO): protein heterodimerization activity; chromatin DNA binding
Source: RefSeq, a predicted model, not a curated record
AUGCCACCACGCAAAUCAACCUCCUCAGUGACCCCAGCCGACCCAGACGACUCCCUCCUCCAGUCAUCGCCAGCACAACGAACAGAUAAACCCGUCUUUGCGACGGAACAGCAGUUGAAGGCGCGGGCUGAGGCUGGUGUCAGCGUUGAGGACUAUCUACUCCCACGCUCAUUGACAAUCCGUCUCGCAAAGGCUGUCCUCCCGCCGAAUACAACUAUCCAGAAAGAUGCCGUGCUAGCCAUGCAAAAGGCGGCGACGGUCUUCGUUUCGUAUUUGUCUUCGAAUGCCAACGACGCAACCCUCAAACGAACAAUCGCCCCAUUAGACGUCUUCAACGCCCUCUCAGAGCUAGAACUCGAUUCCUUCCGCGGCCGCCUCGAGCAGGAAUUAGAAGCGUAUACCGAUAUCAAAGCCGGCAAGCGCAAGCCCAAGAAGACUGAUAAUGGCGUUGCGCCUGAUGCCGGGGGUGAUGUUUCUGGUAUUGCUGCUGGCGGUGGAGAUGGAGAUGGGGAUGUGGAGAUGACCGAUAACCCCGCUAAAAGGGUGAAGCGUGAUGGGGAGGAUGGUGCUGCACCUGCAGCAGGCGCAGGCGCAGAUGCAGAUGGAGAUGAGACGCAGGAGGAUGAGGUCGAAGAAGAAGACGAAGAGGAGGAAGAAGAUGAGGAGGAGGAUGAGGAGGAAGGGGAGGGCGAGGCGCGCCCUAGACCUGAGGAUGAUCUUGAGCUUGUUGAGGAUCUGGAUCGUGAGCCUGGGGCUCCGAGGGGGCCUUUUGAUCCUGAUGCUGAGGAGACGGACGAGGAUGAGGCUGGGCCUGGUAGUCAGUUGCGGGAUAAUCUUGGGCUUGGUUAA